Molecule: messenger RNA, 2665 nt
Organism: Coffea eugenioides
Lineage: Eukaryota; Viridiplantae; Streptophyta; Magnoliopsida; Gentianales; Rubiaceae
Product: probable phosphopantothenoylcysteine decarboxylase
Exons: 4
Coding region: 376-1047 (223 amino acids)
Biological process (GO): coenzyme A biosynthetic process
Cellular component (GO): phosphopantothenoylcysteine decarboxylase complex
Molecular function (GO): phosphopantothenoylcysteine decarboxylase activity; FMN binding
Source: RefSeq, a predicted model, not a curated record
CUCCACCAAGUCCGUGAACAUGAUAUUCUUGUUUGGACCCCUGUCUGCAUUUCCUUCUACUUGAAGUUGAAGUUGACUCCUCUAUUAUCCUCUCCCUUUCUCAAAAACAACAUACAUUAUUGGUUUUCAUGAUCUUGUUCCUAUUUCAUCUGAUUGCAGGGAGCUGCCAGUUGAAUUCCACCAGGUAUAUUUGGUGCAUAAUUCCAGAGAAGCCAAUCGCCUUGCGGACAGCUUAGCUAGGAAAAGCAGCAGUAGUGAUUGUGGGCUUAUUGUUUUUAAUUCGAGCCCCUCUUUGACUGUUAGAUAAUUUAAGGGGAUUAGCACUUUCCAGGAUGACUGCAAAUUCUUAGCUCUGUACACGUUUAGUUCAAAGCUAUGCAUGGCGCUUACCAAAAUACAGAAAAAGAAAAAGUUAUGGAAAUUGCUGAAUCACUGAAAUUGGAUAUGGAAGUUGAGAGUAAUACUUCUUUGAGGAAACCUCGAAUCCUACUCGCUGCAAGUGGAAGUGUGGUUGCAAUAAAGUUUGCAAACCUUUGUCAUUGCUUUAUUGAAUGGGCAGAAGUUAAAGCAGUUGCUACAAAAGCUUCUAUGCAUUUCAUAGAUAAAGCUGCACUUCCUAAGGAUGUGACUCUUUACACAGAUGAGGAGGAAUGGUCAUCAUGGAAUAAGCUAGGAGAUGAUGUGCUACACAUUGAGCUCCGUAGGUGGGCUGAUAUUAUGGUCAUUGCACCUUUGUCUGCCAACACACUUGGGAAGAUUGCAGGAGGAUUGUGUGAUAAUUUGCUUACCUGCAUUGUGCGAGCAUGGGAUUAUAGUAAGCCACUUUUUGUAGCUCCAGCCAUGAACACAUUAAUGUGGAACAACCCUUUUACAGAACGGCAUCUUAUGUUAAUUGAUGACCUGGGGAUCAAUCUUAUUCCACCUGUAACCAAGAGGCUAGCUUGUGGAGACUAUGGGAAUGGUGCAAUGGCUGAACCUUCGCUCAUCUUCUCAACUGUAAGGCUCUUCUUAGAAUCCAGGGGUCAAUCAAGCAAUGGCAGCCAAUGAACACCAUAUCACAAGCUCCAGUAGUCUAUCAUCCCUGUUCCACAAUGUCAAUCUGUUUCAUCAGGAAGGGAAGCUGCUUUCUUUUCCUGUCUGCUUCAAAUCUAUUUGUGUUUGACAUUUUGUCAAAUCUAUGAAUAAUAUUUUACCCACAUGCUUGUGAAAUGGAUCCAGUUUUUCCGUUUAGCUUCUCUAAGUAUGCAUUUCUUUAAAGUACCCUUUUCUAUGUAUUCUUUUGUUAAUGCAUUAGUGUCCACUCUAGGUAAAAUUUGCUCUUAGUUUGAUUUGCAUUUCACUUAUUUUUGAUGGUGUAUGAUCUAUGUGGACCAUUUUUUGCAUAGUUUGUAAUCCCGUAACUUCGGUAUUGUUAUUCUUGAAAAUUGUUCCUCAACACUUUCUUCUAUUUUUGCUGGGAUCUGGACCCUGGAAUGAUAAAUUCCUCUGUGUUUUCCUUCUAUUGAAUUGUCAAGUCUUUUCUCUGUCAAUUUAUCAAUGUGAAUCACCUGCAUAAUUUAAGUCGAGUAGUUUGAACCUAGUGUAAGGAAGGAGACAUAAGAAAAGGAUAGAAUUUACAGGCAGCCUUUGCCUGUAUAUUCAUGGAUGUCUUUGUCUGUUUUUCUGAGUGAUAUACGUAGAGCACAAUUUUUUUUCUUUCACUAGAUUUUGCCUUCUGUGACGCAUCAUAAUUUUUUUAGAACUGCUGCAAUAUAAACAGGUUGUUGAAUUCUUGAAGUUUGAACUGGGAUGCUGGUAGUUGGAAAUUAUGCACUUAGGACUUAAAUUGGUCUUUAGUAAUAAACAAUUUCUUUCAACCUCCUGUGCUCAAUAAUAUGCCUCAUCAGAUGCAUUGAAUCUUUGAUUCAGUGAAAGUGUAAAUCUUAGUAUUUAUCGUACUUGUAGCUACUAUUAGAAGUAGGAGUUGCUGCAUAACUUCUGGUUUUCCAGAAGAGUAAAGAGGUUACUGGGGAUGUAACCAUUUUUGGAAAUCAAAACACACAAGAGGAAGGCAAUUGUAGCAUAACGAUGCCUCUUUUCAUUCGUUGAAAAUUCCUCAUUUUGAUAAGAACUUUGGGAUGCUAAACUUAGCGCGGAAAAAGUUUCUUAUUCUAGACAUUUGAGCCUCUCAUUUAUUUUCUGUUGUCCAUUAAUUGUUGAGACCAGAAAGAUCACAGCUGUUAAUUGACUUGCACUUUUCAAGGACCUUUUGAUUUUGUGUUGCUCUAAACAUUUGUUAAAGAGGUUAGUUUUUUAUGUAUUUCACACAGAAAGGAUUUUUCAAUUGCUUUUACAAGGAUUCUGGUUCUGUGUGAAUUAAAAUUGAGUUGGAGAAAGAUAAGAUUAAAAUUUGAGAGUUUACAAAGAGUUCUGUCUCUGAAACGAAGUUUAAAGCCUUCAGAAAUUGGGAGUUGUACUAUGUUGUUGUUUGUGGGGGGUUUUUAGAGAGCAUGUUUUGAGAUGGUUUUCCUCUCUCUCUCUUGGAUAAGUUAAUUUGUGUUAAAUUACUCGUUACUAAUUAGACUGACUCUGCUUGCUUGCGAUUUGCAAGAUAAAGAUCCAGAGUUAGAGUUCUUUAUCAAGUUCAAUGACUGUUUCUGCUCUACAUACUAAAUUUACAUUGAUC